GGUUAUGAAAAGAAUUCUAACGGUUGCUCCAAGAAUGGUAAUUUGCAAUGUGGAGUGUGUGUCUGCAAUGGUAACUGGUAUGGUGACCAGUGUCAAUGUGAGAGAAACUCUGCAACUCCUGUGCAUCUGAAUGAAAAUGCUUGCCGAAUGAACAAUAACUCUGAAAUAUGCUCAGGAUUUGGUGUAUGUGAAUGUGGCGUCUGUACUUGCAACAUACGCCCAAAUCCAAAUGAGAUCUACUAUGGGAAGUUCUGCGAAUGUGAUAACUUCACAUGCCGGCGGAGUGGUGGGUUACCAUGCUCAGGACCAGAUCAUGGGACAUGCGAGUGUGGAGUAUGUGUGUGUCGUUGGGGAUGGUCAGGUGAAGCCUGCGAGUGCCCAGGUAGCAAAGAGAACUGUUAUUCACCUGAUUCUGCUGAAGAGUGCAUGGGCAGAGGAUCAUGUGAAUGCGGGGUCUGCAAGUGUAGAGAAAACUAUUCAGGGAAAUAUUGCGAUGAGUGUCCGUCGUGUCCUGGCCAGCAGUGUGAAAAGUAUGAAAGCCUUGUGGCAUGUAAAGUAUUUCAGACAGGUACACUCAACAAAGAGGAAUGUGACAAGGAUACAUCCAUUACAACUGUGGAGGUGGAUUACAUAGAUCCAGAGGAAGUGAAAAGCAAUACUCAGUUGCGAAUAUGCAGCUUUCCAGAUGAUCAAGGUUGCACAUUUAUUUUUCGCUACCUGAUUGGCAACAGCACAGUGGAGGUUCAACGUACAAAGCAAUGUGGCAAUGAUGUUAACGUGCUUGCCCUCAUAUUUGGAGUGAUUGGUGGAAUUGUAUUAUUUGGCCUGUUGCUGCUUCUAAUUUGGAAGAUUGUCACUUCAAUUCAUGAUCGCAGAGAGUAUGCGAAGUUUGAGAAGGAACGUGCCACGUCCAAAUGGGACAGGGGAGACAACCCACUAUACAAGCAGGCAACAUCAACUUUCAGCAAUCCAGUGUUUGGUAGAGAGUGACCACUGGUACCGAGUUCACAUACAUUGCUUAUCUGGAGUGCAGACAGCAGCAGUGAGUCUUCUAGCAGCAACAUUGUCAGCAGAUGUAAGGAAGACUGGCCGGUUUGCAGUCACCUGGCUGCCGUUGCAAGGAAGACCAGCCAGCUCACAGUUACCUGGUUGCCAACGCAGAGAAGACCAGCUGACUUGCAGUCAUCCAGCCACCAACACAAGGAAGACCAACAAACCAGCUCACCAUGGCUGGAGUUUCACUGGCAUUCAUUGGGCGCACUCUGCCUUCAAGUUACAGCCCUUUUUAGGGCCCACAGCACCUCACUGGUUACUGCACACUCUAUACUUGCCUGUUCCUCUGUAUACUCUCCUUCUAACAGCAAUAAAUAUCUGUUAUAGAAAUUUACAUGGUUGUCUCUUGAUGCUACUGGACCUGACAUCCCACAAUAAUUUGUAUUAAUGUCCCUACCUUUUUCCUGCGUUCAAAUGUACCAGAAACUGAAGGUGGACUGCACCCACAUUACAGUGCGUAUCAUGGUCUUAGUACGUUAAAUAUGAUUUUGAGAUAGGUUAUCAUUUUUCAUAUGGAACACAGAAGUCAGGAUGAACUAGUUGAACUUUUUGAUGCCUAUCAUUGUGAAGUAUUGUUAUAAGGGUAUGUUGUGUUAAAUUCGUAUAUGAUAAAAUAUCUGUAGAAGAGGUCACUUGGAAGACCUGCUGAGAGACUGGAAGGUAAUAUUAAAAUAAAUCUUAAAGAAACAGGAUAGGAGUGUGUGGACUGAAUUCAUUUGGUAAAAGAUGGGCCUCAAUGGUGAGUUCUUGUGAAUAUAGUAAUGACAGACAACUUGUUUAUGACCCUGUCUUGAGUAUCUGAGCAGCUUUUAGCUUCUCAAGAUGUUCUUUGCCCCAUGGAGUUAGUUAUACAUAAUAUAACCUCUAAUUUAUUAAGGAAUAUUUUGAGCGAAGUGAGUAUGUGAGAAUCCAUGUUCUAAAUUUCAGAUCUUGUGAAAUGUAAAUGAUUGCUGUCUUCCUUUCGUCAUUCUUCGCAGCUCACAUUACAAUACCACUGUCUCAUUUAAUACUAAAAGUUGUCUUUGUUGAUACAGUGUCAUUAUGUAACUUAUGAAUGAAGUCGUGAUCUGGUAACAGAACGUUAUUCGUGGAACCGUGUAGGCCAUAGAAAGAUGAGGUUGGCACAAAUAUGCUUCACCCAUCUUGGCGAGCCAUUAACAACCAAAUUUACCACAGCAGAGUAUCGCUGAUGCCAUAUGUGAUAUAUAGCUCCUUUUCAUUUUCUUUGUUCGUAAAAGUGUGUUUCUGUUUCCCAAGUUGUUUUCUUUUGACUGCAGUAUUUGUGACAUACAUGUAUUUAUGCUAAACAGCAACAUUCAUGAUCAUUUGAGGAGAUGUAUACCACUUUGGAUUUCUUGAAAAAAUGUUAUACAGUUGGAUAGAAAUUUGGAGUUCUUGCUGCAUCUAGGAUAUCAUUUAUAUGUGAGACCAGUGAAAAUCUGCUUGUACUGGAUAGAAGCUCAUGAUCUGCAAGUUGGAAAGACAUGUUUAAGCAUCUGUACCUAAUUCCUUUUUUUUUCAAUACAUUUGUAUCACAUUUCUGAAAAAUGGUUCAUCAUACCCAGUAUGUGUACAUACUCGUAUUUAGUUAACAUUUUGAAGAGCUCUACCUUCUGGAGCAUAAUGCUCUGUAAUACACUGAAAGUCAACUGACGUUUUGGAGGAAUAUGCAGCUUCCAUUUUCAGGACCAAAGAAUAAGCCAAGCAAGAAACCAGCAUGAAGCAGUUAGCAAGCAGAGCACUGCUUCAUGCUGCCUGACUUCAAAUGGGUCCAUUCUUACCUCUGCAGCAUGCAGACGCAGUAGAGACUCAAUAUGUUAUCAUUAAUUACAGCUGAGAAGAACAUUCUUCAAGACUUAGAAAACAGUCCAAACUUCUUUCAGUGACAGAUAUUUCCCCC
Molecule: messenger RNA, 2953 nt
Organism: Cryptotermes secundus
Lineage: Eukaryota; Metazoa; Arthropoda; Insecta; Blattodea; Kalotermitidae
Product: integrin beta-PS
Biological process (GO): cell-matrix adhesion; integrin-mediated signaling pathway; cell adhesion mediated by integrin
Cellular component (GO): focal adhesion; cell surface; integrin complex
Molecular function (GO): integrin binding
Source: RefSeq, a predicted model, not a curated record